Ananas comosus (pineapple) is the source of this 2670-nucleotide messenger RNA. RefSeq names its product galactan beta-1,4-galactosyltransferase GALS1-like. The transcript has 2 exons. NCBI's taxonomy places the organism in Eukaryota, Viridiplantae, Streptophyta, Magnoliopsida, Poales, Bromeliaceae. Bases 85 to 1917 code for a protein of 610 amino acids. The record is from RefSeq and is a predicted model, not a curated record.
AGAGAGAGAGAGAGAGAGAGAGAGAGAGCGAAUGAUUGAGCCGCGUUGUUUUUGUUGUUGUUGCUGUUGUUGUGCUUUGCACUAAUGAAUAAAAGGAAAAGCAAAGCCCAAAAGAGAGAGAGAGCAAGAGAGAGAGAGGGAAAGAGCACCAGUACCUUCCUAUUUCUCCUCCGUCGUCGUCGUCGUCCUCCUCCUCCUCCUCCUCCUCCUCCUCGAGAGCUAGAAUACUACGUACUACUACUGCUGCUGAUGAAACUCAACAUGAGGAAGGACGCGUGCGGCAAUGGCGUCGGAGGAGCAUCAAGUACACUCUCCUCCUCCUCCUCGUCCUCCUCCUCCUCCUCCUUGUCCCUGAUCUCCCUCUCCUCCUGCUUCGACAUCAAGCCCCUCGUCGCCACCCUCCUCGGCUUCUCCCUCCUCAUGGCCCUCUGGCAUUUCCAGCCCUACGACUCCCUCCUCCUCUUCUCCCACCCCUCCUCCUCCAAUCCCUCCUCCUCCUCCUCCUGCCCCCAUCUCCCCACCCCCACCAUUCUCACCACUUCCCCCAACUCCACCACCACCACCACCAUUAGCAGCAGCGUUUCCACCCCCGCCGCCCAGCAGCAGCAGCAGCAGCAGCAGCAGCAGAAGACGAAGCUCUCCACCUCUACCUCUUCCUCUUCUUCUUCUAGCAGCAGCAGCAGCAGCAGCAGACAGGAGGAUCCGAACGUGCGGGUGUUCCGGGCGUACGGCAGCGCGGCGGCGCUGUUCGUGCAGAUGGGGGCGUACCGCGGGGGCCCGUACACGUUCGCGGUGGUGGGGCUGGCGUCGAAGCCGGCGCACGUGUUCGGGAAGCCGUGGUUCAAGUGCGAGUGGGUGCCCAACAACUCCAACUCCAGCUACGGUACCACCCUCCGGGCCAAGGCCUACAAGAUGCUCCCCGACUGGGGCUACGGCCGCGUCUACACCGUCGUCGUCGUCAACUGCACCUUCCCCCUCGUCCCCAACGCCGACAACGCCGGGGGAAGGCUCCUCCUCCACGCCUACUACUCCCCCUCCCCCAAGCGCUACGAGCGCUUCGUCGCCCUCGAGGAGCCCCCCGGCUCCUACCACCCCUCCCGCUUCCUCCCCCCUCACCAAUUCGACUACCUCUACUGCGGCUCCCCGCUCUACGGCCGCCUCAACCCGCGCCGCCUGCGCGAGUGGAUCGCCUACCACGCGCGCCUCUUCGGCCCCCGCUCCCACUUCGUCUUCCACGACGCCGGCGGCCUCGGCCCCGCCGCGCGCGCCGCCCUCGACCCCUGGCUGCGCGCCGGCCGCGCCACCGUGCAGGACGUCCGCGCGCAGGCCGCCUACGACGGCUACUACUACAACCAGUUCCUCAUCGUCAACGACUGCCUCCACCGCUACCGCCACGCCGCCGACUGGACCUUCUUCUUCGACGUCGACGAGUACAUCUACCUGCCCGGCGGCCGCUCCCUCCGCUCCGUCCUCGCCGAGCUCUCCCCCUUCACCCAAUUCACCAUCGAGCAGAACCCCAUGUCCAGCGAGCUCUGCGUCCUCCCCGACCCCCAACACGACCACCACUCCCGGGAAUGGGGGUUUGAGAAGCUGGUAUUUCGGAACUCAAUCACUGGGGUCAGGCGAGACCGCAAGUACGCAAUUCAGGCGAAGAACGCCUAUGCAACCGGCGUCCACAUGUCGGAGAACGUCAUCGGAAACACCACUCACAAGACAGAGUCCCUGAUCCGCUACUACCAUUACCACAACUCCAUCAACGUUCUCGGCGACCCGUGCCGCGAGUUUGUGCCGAUUCCGCCGAACGGCAACGUAACAUGGUUCGAGAAAAUCCCCUAUGUCUACGACGACAAUAUGAAACGCUUGGCCGACACCGUCAGGCGGUUCGAGGAGCAAACAAUUGGACCUAUUCAAAUAUAAUAAAUCAUUCUCAUUUGUUACAUAUUAUAUUAUAUAUAUAUAUAGAUAUAGAUAUAUAUAAUCCGGCUUGCUCUUCGGUGCGGUACGGACAUUCUUUGUGGUGGAAAUGAUCGUAGUUCAACAAUUGAGAGCUCUUUUCUUUCCCUUGGGUGGCGGAGGAAACUAAGGAACCAAAGAUAAUGGGAAGGGGCAGGGCGCGCAUUAACCUAUGAUGUACAUGUAUCAAGGUGAGGUUUUGUGACGUUGUUCACGCUUUACAUUGUCUAAUAUAUUCCUGCGUUGUUUCCUAUCAGAUCGAUUUUUCGGGUAACACAGAGUUCUUAAUAAGUCAGAGGAUUUAUGUGUCAAAACCUAUCUAGCUCAUUGUUUCUUGCUCCUUCUUUCUCUCUCUAUAUAUACAUAUGCAUUGCAAGUUGUUGUCAUUUUUUAUUGUUUGCAUUCUAAUUAGAUACUCAUCUCAACUUAUGUUGAAUUAUGAGUAGAACAAUCAGGGCUGAUGAAAUAAUUGGAAGAUGAAUAGGGUGCCCCAUCUCUUCCUUGUGUCCUUUGUAUUUUUUCUUUAAAUUAUUAUUAUAAGAGGAGGUGGAUUCAUUCAAUAAUUGUAAGGUAUGGGUGGUGUUGGUUUUUUAAUGAGGGUCAUUGUCUUUUUGCAACAUUUUAGAAAUUGUGACAUCCCUCAAUGUAAGUCACUGGAAACAGAUGGAUUUCAAUGCAAAGAGUGGUCCAUGGGGCUCACCUACAGCUGCUGCCUUA